Messenger RNA from Etheostoma spectabile (orangethroat darter), 2088 nucleotides. RefSeq names its product transmembrane protein 236. The record is from RefSeq and is a predicted model, not a curated record. NCBI's taxonomy places the organism in Eukaryota, Metazoa, Chordata, Actinopteri, Perciformes, Percidae. The transcript has 4 exons. Bases 701 to 1867 code for a protein of 388 amino acids.
UCAUAGCGAAGGCAUACGUUUUGUGGUGGUUUGAAAAUGCAGUCUGAAAGAACGUGUAUCCCUUUCUAACUUUUGCUACGAAAGAAGAAAACGGUCCUCAUUGUGCAGUAUCUGAUAUUUGACAGUUAUCACAUUUUGCCACAAGAUGGCGAUGUUUAAAUACGAGAAGAGCCACAAGUGCCUUGGAUGUUGCUUUUACUGUGAGUCCACUUAUAAAUGCUGUUUUUGGAGAAUGUUCAGUAAAACAUACUGUAUAACUAAUGCAAAGCUAUGUAUUUUAGAUGCUCAGAAUAAUGUAGGCAAUGUUAUAUGUGUAGCUGAUUGAUAAGAUGUGGUUUCAGCUUCAAAAGCACUGAUUAAAGUAUAGUGGUUUUUUUUUAAGACUAAAUCAUCCCACUGAGAUGUCUGUAGAACACACGUAUUCUUCAGGGUGCAGAGUGAGACAGUCUUUGUUUUUCUCCUGUAUAUAAAGAGAGUAAAGGGCCAGUCACACCAGCGUCACACCGAGUUAUACAAUGCCUAGUGCAGUGUAAGCAGUUGGGUGAGCAGAGAGCCAGGGCUGUGGUGUGUGGAAAAUGCUAGUGGAGGCAGACAAUGCACUGGUCCGAGGCCUGACCAGCCCUCAGAGGGACAGGGGUUGCCUCACUGCGACAACAUCCCUGUCUCCCUCCCUUCUUUUCUUUUUUUUGAGCUCCACAGCAUGGGCUCGGGGAGGACGCUGAAGUUCGCCCUGUGCGAGGUGCUGCAGUUUGCAGGCCUGUGCGUGCCACUCUUCAUCGUCAUGCAGAGGUUCGCCGUCAUCGUAGCAAAGGUCAAAACCUCGACGCGGCCCCCCGGAGACGGCAGCACAGCAUACUGGUUGAUCGUGGCCUCCUCCAUUGCCUAUGUCACCUCCACCGCCCUGCUGGUCUGGGUACCCAUGAAGUAUAUGGUCUUUACAAAAAAGAAGUUUCUCAUUGGGAGGAAGAAGUGGAGGCCUGUGGCGCUCGUAUAUGUGAUCCUGUCCACAUUGCCCUGCUUUGCUUUUCUCAUCGCCAGCUCUGAGGUUCAGAUAAAUAACCACAUGACACAUGAUACGUUCAUGGAGCUCCCUGUAUCACUAGUGCUCUUCUCUCUCAUCUGUAUUGACGUUCUGGAAAGGAUACGCCACUGCAGACUGACCGGCAACGGUAAUGACAUGGAGAGAGAUGCUGACAUCCCCUCCACUGUCCUCACACAUGUGGAACAGGUAACACCAGUCGCACCUAUCACUUCACCUGCAUCGGGGCCAGCUGUGCCCGGGCAAGCUAGGCCAAAUCCUAUGCCACCGGGACCAAACCAGCACAAUGACAGCAACCAGAACGGAGCAGGGGCUCGACCAGAGACCAACGGCACAGUCCCGGGGCUACCAGGUAAUCCUGGGAGACCAUUUAGCAUCUCUGGAUUGAGCUCACAAUCGACAAGCACCACAGCGUACCGCAUAUCUCCGUACUCCUACACAGGUCCACUGAGAUUCUUGUGUGCCAGCGAUGCCCGAGCGGACGUGUUUGUGGACAGCUUUAUGUUCUGGAUGGACACAGUAGAGAUGGUGAGGGUGGCAGGACAUCCCCUUGUCUACUACUCAGGCUGGGUGUUCCCCAUCUACAUCUUCAGCUACCUGUCUUGCCUGCGGGUGGUGGUCAUGCCCCACAGCCCCCUCCUUCCCUCACUAGGAGUGGUCGUGCAGGACUUUCCCUUCUUCUUUGUGCGUGUUGGCCUCAUUGCCUUCUUCGGCUUUGUCACACCCCUCCUCUAUCUGAUGAAGAACCUGCUGGUCUGCCUGGCCUUUGUCUAUUUCAACUUCAUGACCAGGCUGAGAGUCUUCAACACAGAGAGGAUGUUCUUAUGAGACCAGCACUUCACGCAAAGACAGUGUACAUUGAAACGUAUAGUACAAGCAGUAGGUUGGCACAAAGGAUGCAAAGAUUCGGAGGAGGUCACACAAGCGGGCUUCCUAAGUUCAAACUUAGUUAUAACUUAAGUGUUUACUAAGGGCAGAUUCUCUAAUAUAUUGAGAUUUGUUUCUAAAUAUUCAUACCCAGUAACUGCCAGGUCUAACUGUUACAGCUA